Labrus mixtus (cuckoo wrasse) is the source of this 6050-nucleotide messenger RNA. Its product is annotated as ephrin-A5b-like. NCBI's taxonomy places the organism in Eukaryota, Metazoa, Chordata, Actinopteri, Labriformes, Labridae. The transcript has 5 exons. The record is from RefSeq and is a predicted model, not a curated record. Gene Ontology annotation, biological process: regulation of cell-cell adhesion; axon guidance; ephrin receptor signaling pathway. Gene Ontology annotation, cellular component: external side of plasma membrane; plasma membrane. Gene Ontology annotation, molecular function: ephrin receptor binding. The coding region runs from base 772 to 1461 and encodes 229 amino acids.
GAGGAGGGGGGUUGGUCCGGGAGAGCAUGGCCGCAGGAGCCACAGCGCUGAUGACUUGGUUUGGUUCCUGCACGUUGAUAACAGAGCUCUUCAGGGGAUUUUUAACCCGGAGAUCGUGUGCGUUUACGCGCGGAGGAGACGUUUGAUUCACUGCGUGUGUUGUUGUUGCUCGGCGGGGCAGAGGUGCUCGGGCGAGCUGCGGGGAACAAACCCGGAGCUGAAAGCUGCUGGUUUUUGAGUCUUCUUUUCGGUGAUUCACAGCCAACUGAGCGAGAGAUCCAGCGCCGGAGGAAAGCGACGGCACAAGGGACUGCGUCUCCACAGAGGUUUACCCUUUUGCAUCGUGGAACAUUUACUCUCUUUUUCAACUGCGUCGCUGCGCUGCUUUCUCUCUGGGAAAUUCAACCGAGUUGGAGAAACUGUUCGCCGCGCGGAGUUGAGCCGAAUGCAGAGAGUUGCUGAAUCAAGCUGAAAUCAUCUGGAUUUUAAAUUGCUUGUUUUACUUUGCCGAGAACUGCUGGUUUGAAUUAAAGUGGGGAAGAGUUUGGUGCAAAGUCAUUGACCUGACUGUCAGACUGAUCCUAACCCGCUCUGUUUAGAGGACAUCUUUCGCGUUUUCCCCCUUUCAACGCAGAGUAGGGGGACUACGUCUGUGCGGGAAUAAAACGCGUAAAAGCUGCAAGACUUCAUCCCAAAAUAUAUUCAUCUUUAACCCUGACACUGAGGAAAGGACUGUAAUCGAUUUGGCUUCAUCGGAGUUCCACAGCAAACAUGCCGCAGGUGGAAAUGAUCCUCUUCCUCCUCCUCAUCAUUGGGAUGUGUGUGUUCGGCCAGGACCCGGCUUCCAAGGUGGUGUCCGACCGCUACGCCGUCUACUGGAACCGGACCAACCCCAAGUUUUACCGUGGUGAUUACCACAUCGACGUCUGCAUCAACGACUACCUUGACGUCUACUGUCCGCACUACAUCGGCCCGGUGUCUGACGAGCGGGCCGAGCGCUACAUCCUCUACAUGGUGAACUAUGACGGCUACAGCUCCUGUGACCACACGGCUAAGGGCUUCAAACGUUGGGAGUGCAACAGGCCUCUAUCGCCAAACGGACCGCUCAAGUUCUCCGAGAAGUUCCAGCUCUUUACUCCCUUCUCCCUGGGCUUCGAGUUUCGUCCUGGCAGAGAGUACUAUUAUAUCUCCUCCAUCACCGACGACAAGGGGAGAAGGAGCUGCCUCCGACUCAAAGUCUUCGUCAGGCCUCAGAACAAUUGUGUGAAAAACUCCGGGACCGCGCAGGAAGGGGUCGAUUUUGACGAAAACAGCCACAACUCUCUAGAACCCAGAGACGGCAUCGGUCACGAGUCACCAGAGCCGGCCCGACGGGAUGUGAACUCUGCUGGUCGGCGCCAGACUUCAGUUCUCCUCCUAAGCUCCUCCCUCAUCCUCCUGGCUGCCAUCUUGUCUUUAUAGCGCACGAGUUAGAGGAAUCCACCAGGAAAGGACUGUCCUGAUUGGACUACAGGCCUCCCAUACCCUGAAACCCCCCUCCCCUCAAGGAGCACUUUUCUAAAAAAAAAACGAACACUGACAAUCUCUCGAGCUGAAAUAAAAAGAGAGAAGGAAUGGACUUCAACGCUGAAGCCUUUUGUUGUAUUUGACUUGCCAACUCGCGUGACUCUUGACUUUCUGUUGGGUGCUGACGACCAAGGCGCCCUGAGGUGACAAAAGGCGGAGUCUCUUACCUGUUUGCCUCACUACCGUUCACAGUAUGCAGAUAUUAUACAUUUAACACAUACAUGUUUUGAACACACUCACACAAACUACACAAUCAGUCGACUUUUUAGCUGUAAUUUCAAAAAAGCACAGCAGGAUCCCUUAAAAGUUUACAGACUUUUUAUUAUUAUUUGUGUGUGUGUGUGCGUGUGUGUGUGUGUGUGUGUGUUAGGGGAAAAACAUCACAAAUCCCACACAUGAACCAACAUUAAAUCUCAUGUCAAAGUCAAAGAAGUUGAGAAGAAGAUCCGGGAGCGACACUUCCCCCAUGUUCCAACAACAGAAAAAAAAAAGAAAAAAAAGGAAAACGAAAAGGAUGUUGUUUCUAGGAGACUGUUGCCAAGGGCGCUGGAGUUACGGGGAGGCAGGCCUUUGAUGACUUAACCUUCCUCUCAGGUUAAAAAGGAGUCGGAUGCAUCCUCUCAGACAGCGGAGGAGCAUUGUUGAGAGUUAAAAAAAAAAAGGAAACAUUAAAGAAGCACUCAUCUUUUAGUGUUUGGAUAGAGGAGGUUUAAUGAUCGAUUAAUGUGUUUGUUUUAAUAAAUCACGUAAUUCAAUUGUAGCAGCCAACACGGGUGUACAGUAAAAUAUUUGAAAGGAGCGUAGAAGUGGAUAUUUGCCAGGCAAAAUGUAUUUUUUCCUAUUUAUUGUGAAGUCCUUGUGCUUUUUUUUCUUCCUGUUCUGUUUAGUCUGCAAGUACAGUAGAAGGGCAAUAAAAAAAACAACUGACCCAUUAAGUUAGCUCAUACCACACCCAGUUUAUUUGAUACAAUCAUACAAGAACACCGAGUACAGCUUAUGUAUCUGCUUGAAAUGAUCGCUGAUGAUGUUUUUUAAAACGUUUUUAACAGAAAGAAAAAAAAAGUCUGAUGUGCUAUCAGGGUGUAGAAAUCGUAGAAUGCUUGUGUUUCGAAUCUGUCAUUAAAAUGUCACCGAUGUAGUUUUACUAUAACACUAUUGCUUUUGUGAAUCACUGUUAAAACACGACUAUUGUAUAUAAAGACAGAGGCAAAUCUCCUACAGAGUUCAGGGAUGUGUCCAUAACUAACAUGAGGUAAAAAAAAAAAAAAAAAAAAGAUUUUUUUUAAAGCAGCACAAGUUUUCUGUGGCUGAAGAUGUUUCAGAGAGACAGUGACGGACUUAUAGAGCAGUAAGUGUAAGCGGGCAGGGUGUGUGUGAGCCCUGUGUGAUGUCAUGGAGUACACAGAGCGAGGUGUCCUGAGAGAGUAAAGAGAAGGAGAUGUAGAGCCGUGUGGUGCUCCUGCUCAGAUCAAUAGUCAUGGUUUAAAGCAGGAACAGGUCGAACAUUUCCUCUCCACUGCGCUUGUGUGAACGGACUUACAAUCUGAGAUUCUAAAGUGAUGCACAUUUCACCUGUUUAUAUUAAGGAAGUAUCAUCACUCUUAUUCUCUAAUGUGUAGUUCAAGGAGAUAUUUCUGAUGGAGUGGCAUGCCUAUGAGUGAUUAUGAUCAUCGUUAAAUUGUUUGCGUUCCCUUAUCCAUCCGUCCAUCGCUACGAGUGCGCCGUGCAAUUGAGAAAACUUAGCAUCCCCGAUCUCCUUCUUCCUGCUCCCAAGCUAACGUCAAUAGAAUCCGUCCAUUGCCUUGAAUGAUGUGCGAGCCCUUUUCCUCACUCGGCUAUCGAUACAUGCCAGGUCUUUUUUUUUUUUACCUGGACUCUCAUGUCACUUAAGUGUGAAAGUCACUCUUGAAUGUAUAUAAGUCUCUUGAAUAACCGGCAGUUGACUUAUAGUUUUUGCUUAAUUCUGCAUUAUACUGACUUUGUCUCAACUCAGAGUCGUCGGUGCUCCAUCGCUAUACAGACAAUAUGAAAACUCAGAUAAUCAGCUGAUCAUGUUUUCCACCCAUCACUCUCAGCAGAAUCGACAAAUAAAACCACAGCCCUGCUGUUAAACCUGUAGCUCGCCUGCAUGCUACACUUAAGAAAAGCGCUGGUCAAACCAAGAAAACUAUGAUGACAACUUUUGUCUUUAUAUCAAUUCAACAUGUAGUUCGACAUAUUCAUCUUAUCGUUAGAAAACAUAAUGAAGCAGUUUCAUAACGUGUAAGGUGAUCAUGCGACAGCAGCAGGAUAUUAACAUCGCCAUCUGCUCAAUCUCACCUGCGCUGAAUUUUCCUGAAUAUUUCCUGCUUCAUUCUCACAUCGUCUCGUUCCAACAUCACAGACUUUUUCAGGAGUUUUGUCUAAAUGUGAAAGCACUAUAGGAGCCGCUGACAAUUUUUAGAUAACUUCUGUCGCCUCUCUGUUUCUAAGAGUAAAUUAAAACAAUAACAUUCAUGUAUGUCAGCACAAAAUCUUAAUGAAAACGUCAUUACAUUCUAGCUGAGAGUGCCGAGGAGAAAUAAUUAAAAUGUUUCACAAAGCAAGUUGAUUAGUUUCAGGAAAUACCGUUUAAUUUAAGAGCAAAACUGAUGAUCAAAAAACGCUUCCUCCUCACACCUAUACCAGCCUUGAUGCUUUUUAUUCUACCAUCAUUAAGAGUCCACUGUCACUGCAGCCAUCGCCUCCAGACACUCCAUGUUGAGAAAACCCAAUCAGUUAGUUUUGUGGAUACUGUGUAUCCAACAAUUAGCAUUAUUGUAACAUACAGUCUUAGAUACUUUCUCUUUUUUUCACACCUCUUUUCAAGGGCAAUUUAACUGACACAUUAAUAUUCUUAGCAAGAAAAAAAGCUCACUGUUUGAUAUGAAAAAAAAAAACGCUUUGUUUCAUUUUCUAUGUCUUUUAUAUGGAACAAGAAAAAGUACAGGAUCAUCAUUGCACCGUCUGUCUGUAAACGUUUGUGUGUGCAAACAUGCAGUGAGGUCGGGAUACAAUCAUGAAUCAAAGAGUCUGAAGAAACGAUAGAUGGAAGAAUAUCUGUUCCCCCCAAGCCACUAUUGUUGCAUCUAACAUGUUAUUCAGAUGUCGGAUGCAGAAAUAGUUGGUGUUCAAGAUCACCAUUAUGACAGUGAUCACAAUAUUUAAUCAUGCUAACAUGGCUGACAUUUUCAUUAGAUGUUAUGCUCAGAAGAGGAAGCUCAGAUGCUGAUAUUUUAACUUCUGUUACAGGUUUGAAAGUGUAAAUGUAGAGAUUUGGACAUUUUUUAUCAUUUCCCUCUUUCUAUAAUAAUUUGGCAACUACAAAUAAAAUGGUUUGCAAAAAUCCAGAGGGUCAUUAGGUGAUCAUUCUAGUUGAUACAACUUAUUUUUACUUGUGAGGUAGGCCAACUGUUCGAAAACACUUAGGCUAACAUAAGCAGUAGACAUCUUCCUAGCUUAUCUUAGUGUUAGCCUGCAAAGAAAACUUCAUGCUAGCUAGCAUCGCUGUUUGCUUGCCAAAGUCACUGUUAGCUAGGAACUAAAUAUUGAAUAAUUCAUGACGUAUUGGCCGCUGUAAGAAAACAGUUAGCAUUUUAUUCAACCAUAAAUUCAACCAUUUAUUGUUAGCUUGCUUAAAGCCUUCUACUUCUUAGCAGCUAGUAUCACUGUUAGCUAUGGCUAAGUUCACGGUUAACAUUGGAUAUGAACCUUCCUCGUUGUGUGGUGUAAUGUUAGCAAAUAGCCCAGGGUUGGCUCAAUGCUAAUGUAGCUGUUGUCUAGCUAGCUAAAGCUAAAUAGGCCUAGUUCAAUGGCCCUGUGAAACUCUAGAUUAUCACUUUUUAUUGGCUUUGAGAUGGGGAAAAACUGAAAGGCAGAGAAAAAAAAUUAACAAAAUUGUCAUAUACCCAACAUCGAUUUUGGAAAACAUAAUUUGAGCUCCUUCCCUUAGCGUGACAUCUGAAGAAAUUAGCAGCCAUGCAGUUACAUUGAAUUGAGAAUCGAGCUGUUCUACAAAGAUAGCAGGUAUUAUAAACCAUCGACUUGUUCUGCAUAUGAUUUUGGUACCAUGUAGCCUGAAGCUAACACCACUGUGUCUCUGGUUUGCAGCGUCCCUCCAUCCCCCUCUGUAUGUUGGAAAAGGAUGUGUGUUUUUGUCCGUGCAUCUAGCAUUGGAAAGGUCUUUGCAAUGAAAGUCACAACUGUGUUUGCUUUACCAAAACUCAACACGGACGUGCAACAAAACUGCACAUUUCUUUAAUUUUGUAGUAACUGUACCUUGUGCCUAUGAGCCCCAUCCUCUCAUGUACUCAUCUAAUCUACUCUAAUGUCUGUUUCCUGCUCAACCCCUCACUAGACUUUUCUACCAAAUGGCCAUUUCUUUGUAAAUACACGUGUUGGAGCAGCUAUGACUAACUAAAACAAACAACAAAAAAAGAUUUAAUAAAUAUUUCUGUCGUUGUAAA